Penicillium canariense is the source of this 1308-nucleotide messenger RNA. Its product is annotated as aromatic ring-hydroxylating oxygenase subunit alpha. The record is from RefSeq and is a predicted model, not a curated record. Gene Ontology annotation, molecular function: iron ion binding; 2 iron, 2 sulfur cluster binding. The coding region runs from base 1 to 1308 and encodes 435 amino acids. NCBI's taxonomy places the organism in Eukaryota, Fungi, Ascomycota, Eurotiomycetes, Eurotiales, Aspergillaceae. The transcript has a single exon.
AUGUCUGCGAUAUUGAAGAGCGACUUAGGCUUCGAAGAAGCUGCAGGUGUCAAGUCCUCCAAGGACGAGAGCUCCCCUUUGACGGCCCUCCCCCUCUCAUGGUACACCGCACCUGAAAUUUACGAGCUCGAACGACGAGCUGUCUUCUCCCGCAAUUGGCUUCUGACCACACACUCUCUGCGCUUCUCCAAAACUGGUGAUUGGCUACGGUAUAACGUCGCUGGCUUCAGUUUCAUUCUGGUUCGCAACAAAGAGGGCGCCGUUAAUGCAUUCCACAACGUCUGCCGCCAUCGUGCAUUUCCGGUCGUCACCGAAGACGGUGGUACUUCGAGGAUCUUCUCCUGCAAAUAUCACGGCUGGUCAUAUGGCUUGAAUGGCAAGCUCGCUAAAGCACCCGGCUACCAGGAUCUUGAAGGAUUCGACAAGAGCAAGAAUGGUCUUCUUCCUAUCCACGUUCACACGGAUGUCAAUGGUUUCAUUUGGGUGAAUUUGGACGGCUCGGAGAAGCCUGAGAUCUCCUGGGAGGAUGAAUCCAAGGGCAUUGAUCCGCAGUCCCGGUUCCAGGCUUUUAACUUUGAGGACUACACUUUCAACCAUACAUGGGAGAUGGAUGGCGAAUACAACUGGAAGAUCCUGGCUGAUAAAUAUAACGAACGCCACAACGGCCAGACGCCACGCCUCGACGUUCCCUGCGGGGCCGGUUUGAGUUCCGACUCUGAUGAGAAUACUCAGAGCGGAAGUAUCAUUCACGAACCAAAUACCACCCCAGCACAGCAUGGCCUGAAGAUUGCCAGUACCUACUACUUUCCUAAUGCCACCAUGACAGUAUCACCAAAUGUCUUCGUUAUGCAGCGACUUGUACCAACCGCUCCCACCAGCUGCUCUAUGCGAUUCGAAGUUUACCGCAAUAAAAACGCCACUGACGAGGAUUUUGAAUUGGUCAAUUCCAUGCUCAAGCGGAUUGUGUCGGAAGACAAGACUCUCGGUGUCAACAUUCAGCAGAACCUUAACACUAGCGGUGUCAUCAACGGCGAGCCUCACCCCAGGUUGGAGGAUAGCCCUCUUAAUUUCCAGACGGUGGUGAAGGACAUUGUUAUCGAUUUCCACAAGCGCGAGGAGGAGGUCGGCCAUGAGAUCUGGCCUUCACGACAGACUCUGCCAUCCGAGGCUAAGACUAGCCAGGACGAUAUUGAUUUCUGCUCGAAGCUGCAGAAUCAAAGCCAGGCAAAUGCUGACUGCUCCAGUCAAGUGGGUGGCUGUCGCGGUGGCGUGGCGUGCCAGUCUGGCAAUGAAGCUUUGGCGUAUUGA